GCGGUGGGCCCGCCUUCUCCGCCGCGGAUUGGCCGGUGGCGGGAGCUGUCGCUCGCGGUUGUAUCUGGGAAGGAGAGAAAAUGGCGGCGGAGCCGAGCAAGACCGAAAUCCAGGCUGUUUUUAAGAGGCUUCGUGCAAUUCCCACCAACAAGGCUUGUUUCGACUGUGGCGCCAAGAGCCCGAGUUGGGCCAGCAUCACGUAUGGUGUAUUUUUGUGUAUUGACUGCUCCGGAGUGCAUCGCUCCCUGGGUGUCCAUCUCAGUUUUAUCAGGUCGACAGAGUUGGAUUUGACCUGGAGCUGGUUGCAGCUGAGGUGUAUGCAGGUCGGCGGGAAUGCCAAUGCGACUGCUUUUUUCCGCCAACAUGGAUGCAUGGCCAAUGAUGCUAACACCAAAUAUAACAGCCGAGCUGCCCAGAUGUACCGAGAGAAAAUUCAGCAGUUGGGGAGUGCAGCUCUGGCGAGGCAUGGCACUGAUCUUUGGAUAGACAGUAUGAACAGUGCUCCUAGUCACUCUCCAGAGAAGAAAGACUCUGAUUUCUUCACAGAACACACUCAGGCCUCUGCCUGGGAUACAGCAGCCACUGAGCCUUCAGGGACCCAGCAACCAGCACUACCUUCAGAGAGCAGUAGCCUGGCACAACCUGAGCAUGGUCCUAACACCGACCUCCUUGGAACCUCACCCCAAACCUCUCUGGAGUCCAUGUAUCUGUCAGCUAAAGGGGCCUCUUCUGCCAGAGAACUGAAAAGCUCCAUUAUUGGCAAGAAGAAGCCAACAGCAGCUAAGAAAGGGCUGGGUGCCAAGAAAGGCCUGGGAGCUCAGAAAGUGAGCAACCAGAGCUUUACUGAGAUUGAGCGGCAGGCCCAGGUGGCAGAGAAGCUCCGGGAGCAGCAGGCAGCUGAUGCCAAGAAAGAGGCAGAGGAGUCCAUGGUUGCCUCCAUGCGUCUGGCCUACCAGGAGCUCCAGAUUGACCGCAAGAAGGAGGAGAAAAAGCUACAGAACCUUGAAGGAAAGAAGCGAGAGCAGGCUGAAAGGCUGGGCAUGGGCUUGGUGUCUCGAAGCUCCAUCUCCCACUCUGUGCUGUCUGAGAUGCAAGUGAUUGAGCAGGAAACCCCACUGAGUGCAAAAUCUUCCCGGUCACAGCUUGACUUGUUUGAUGAUGUUGGAACUUUCGCCUCCGGACCCCCAAAGUACAAGGAUAACCCCUUUUCCCUGGGAGAAACUUUUGGUACCCGCUGGGAUUCAGAUGCGACCUGGGGUAUGGACAGGGUAGAAGAGAAGGAACCCGAAGUAACCAUCUCCAGCAUCCGGCCCAUUUCAGAAAGAUCCACCAGCUGGAGGGAAGUGGAGAGCCGGAGCUCAGGGCUUGAGUCCAGUGAAGCGCGUCAGAAGUUUGCAGGAGCCAAAGCCAUCUCAUCUGACAUGUUCUUUGGUCGAGAAGUGGAUUCUGAGUAUGAAGCCAGGUCUCGGUUACAGCAGCUCUCGGGCAGCAGUGCCAUCAGCUCUUCAGACCUUUUUGGGGACAUGGAUGGAGCUCAUGGAGGAGGAACUGUAUCUCUGGGGAACGUACUUCCUACAGCUGACAUUGCCCAGUUUAAGCAGGGUGUCAAGUCUGUGGCUGGCAAGAUGGCUGUGCUGGCCAAUGGUGUGAUGAAUUCCUUACAGGAUCGCUACGGUUCCUACUGAUCCAGGCUCCAUGGCUCAAGCCUGUGGUGGUGACAGCAAGAACCCUGAUUCCCAGGCCAGGGUUGCUCGCUUUGUGAAUCUGGGCAUUUGUUGACUUUCCGUGUGUGGUGUAUGAGUUGGGUGGCUUUGGAGGAUCUUGGGCAAGGGGAGUGGUCAGCAUCAGCCCUUGUCCUUUGCCUGUGCAGUGAGUCCUUGUCCUCGCCCCUCAUUCUCCUCUCCACGCUAGUGUUCUUCCUUCCAGUCCUGCUCCAAAGCUGCUGCUACUUAGCCUGCUGCACUGGUAGUGAGGGAAGGAGUUCUAUCAGGAUGACUUUAUGGGUCUAGUUCUUCCCCAAGUAGGGAAGGCAUAAGGCUUCUGCGGGCUCUAGGAUCCUUGUUGGUGGUCUGGGGAGUCUGGGCCUUGUCUUCUAGAGACAGGGGAGGUCUAGCAAGAGUUGUGCUGUAUCAGCCCUCAGGGAGAAGUUCUGGACUUGCCACUGCUGUUAUGUCAGUGGAGGCAUGAGUAAGGAGAAGGACCCUGGUAACUCACUAAGGGCUAGAACUUUUGCUUGGCUCCUAAAGUGUUUAUUUAGGAUCAGCCUGGAGGCUUGAGCAAUCUUCCUUUGUCACCGCUGUCCCUAGGCUGACUUCUGCCUAGGUGUCUGAAAACCUUUAUCUACCAUUAUUGUGGGUCAUAGCACCCCUUGUCUAUGCUUGAGAGUCUAUUCUUUUGUGUCCUGCUUGGCACCCAUGGCGGGUCCCACCUGUGUGUCCUACCUGGAUGCUAGGAACCUGCUACUGGCUGAGGAAGCUGAGGCUCUGGAGAAGACCCUAGAGCUCAGCUUUCGUCCUCUGCAUCAUUCUGGGUUUAGGGGUCCUGAACAGCACCCCACCAGUCGGUGAGAGCUGGAGGACUGGCAGCUGGGCCAUGCACUGUCAUCCUGGUGCCGUCUCCCCUGCCGUGCCGGCAGUCUGGGCCCAGCUUCACCUGUGGACUGCAGGUUGGGCUCCCAAACAACACAGACCACUCUUCCCUUAGCCUCCCCAAAGGGGGGCAUGACUUUCUUUCAGCACUGUUUGUAUUGAAACAAAGUGGUGUCAAAAUAAAGCCCCCACGGGGCACUGUGGGUCAGUGUCCUCUC
This is a messenger RNA of Alexandromys fortis (reed vole), 2806 nucleotides long. It is a transcript of the gene Arfgap2, whose product is annotated as ADP ribosylation factor GTPase activating protein 2. Lineage: Eukaryota; Metazoa; Chordata; Mammalia; Rodentia; Cricetidae. Gene Ontology annotation, biological process: COPI coating of Golgi vesicle. The coding region runs from base 81 to 1685 and encodes 534 amino acids. Gene Ontology annotation, molecular function: GTPase activator activity. The record is from RefSeq and is a predicted model, not a curated record. The transcript is spliced from 17 exons.